Molecule: messenger RNA, 145 nt
Organism: Racocetra persica
Lineage: Eukaryota; Fungi; Glomeromycota; Glomeromycetes; Diversisporales; Gigasporaceae
Source: the annotation of a GenBank genome assembly
AUGCACUUUAAAAAACUCAAUACGUAGAAUUAAGCGCUACCUUAGCAUUGAUCCAAAACCUAACGGAAGGCUUUAUUUAAAGCCUAUUGCUAUUAUUCUACUUUUAAAACGAUCUGAUUGGUGUAGAUCGUUUGAUGCGAUCUGA